Molecule: messenger RNA, 729 nt
Organism: Aureobasidium uvarum
Lineage: Eukaryota; Fungi; Ascomycota; Dothideomycetes; Dothideales; Saccotheciaceae
Source: the annotation of a GenBank genome assembly
AUGGACCUCCUGAAAAGAGUCGCGUGUAUACCAUCUCUCGAGUCUCUCUGCAUUGACGGCGCUUUAACGAGCACUGUAUCUGAUACUCCAUUCCGUCUGCCUCUACAACACAUUCGCAAUCUAACACUCAAAGAAUGCGAGAUUGGCGACAUCUUCUUGCGAUCCAUCGUCAAGUCGUUCGGAAGUUUGAAAUCCCUCCGUAUCCAGCUACCGUCUCUCAUGGUGCAUUUGAAUAUAUAUUGCAACUUGCAAGCGCUUCUCGAAAGUCUCGCGUCAAACUCUGGAACCCUGGAGCAACUGCAGGUAUACAUGGCGAAAGGCUCAUGUGAACCAAACAUAACACCAGCCGAAGUUUUCGACCUCCGCUCUUUCACUCACCUCAAGGCUCUUGAAAUCAACACGGGAUUUCUGUUCACACCAACACCGGACUCAGAGCCUUCUUUCACCGCACUACUACCCACUUCACUCGACGACAUAUACUUGCGAAUGGCAGACAAGAGAUUCGCAAAACACCUGCAAGUGCUCACCGAAGAAUAUAGAAGCUUCCCAAAUCUAAAGACCCUGGAUAUCGGUAUUGAAGAUAUGCCAAGUAUCCACGCCAUGGAUCAAGCAGAGGUGGACUGGAAAAUGGCACUGAAUCAUUGUGCAAGAGAACUUCGAGAUGGGGGUAUUGAGUGCAAUGUACCGGUUGAAGGCACUCAUUUCAACCUUUCUUGCGGCAACGACUAA